AUGGCUGAACUACAACCACUGACGGCGACCCUAACUGGGCUCCUUGCUCAAGCUGAACCCAAAGCCGGAGAUCCGUCUGACCUCAAGCCUCUUAGUUGUACACACUGUCGACAACGAAAAAUUAAGUGUGAUAAGUCCAAUCCGUGCUCUGCCUGCAAGCGAUCAGGCACUGACUGCGUAUUCCCGAAACGAAUUCGUGUCCCGAGAGGGCGACAAGGGGUUAGAAACUCCAAACCCAGAGACGACGAGCUUCUCCGACGUAUUGGAAAGCUUGAAGCUCUUGUCGAAAAGAUGGGAGGGGACAUUGCAACCCCUUUGACAUCUGGAGAGUCUAAUGGCCGACAGACCACCUCUUCAUCUGACUUUACCCCUUCUAUCUCGGGCGACAAGGAGAGCAGUAAUCUUCAAGCUCCAGCCACGGGAAAGACGACGCUUCUUGAGAAGAAAUAUCUCAGAGGCGACUUUUGGGCAAACCUGGGAGGAGAAGUCGAUGGGCUACGCUGUUUGCUCGAACGGCCUUCAGACGAUGAUGACGACGACAACGAAGAAGUCGUGGAAUCCGCUCAGUUAACUACUGGUCCAACGAACCAUUCGUCACCACUUAAUUUCGUCUUUCAUGAAGCUGAAAGCCGCCCAGAACAUGUGGAUUUUCCAAUAACAUACCAUCACUUCAAGGCCCUUACCAACACUUAUUUUACGAAUGUCGAUCCAAUUUUCAAAAUUCUUCACAGACCAACGACCCUCUCUUCUAUAGCUGCUGGUACGAGCGACUUUUCUGCGCCGCCAAAUAACGGUGUAAUCGAGCUACUGAUGCUAUGCAUGUAUUUCGCUGCAGUCUCGUCACUGUCGCCAGAGGAGUGUCAGCAGACAUACCAUCAAGACUCUCAGACCUUGCUUGCCAAGUUCAGACAUCGUGCAGAGCUCGCCUUUGCACGAGAGAAUCUUCUUGAUACAAAUGAAUUUACAGUUCUGCAGGCGUUCGCCCUCUACCUUAUUGCACUACGAGUACACAGCAAAACCCGGUCCACGUGGACUCUUUUUGCACUCGUACUCAGAAUUGCUCAGUCAUUUGAAAUACACAAAGAUGCCGGUGGCACCAACCUAUCAUUUUUUGAGACUCAGCAAAGGAGUCUCCUCUGGUGGCAAAUCAUGGUUCUUGACCUUCGCUGCGCGGAAGACCGAGGUACUCAGCCAAUGAUAUUUGAUGGCUCCUUCGACACUUCUAUGCCUCUCAAUAUUAACGACGACGACUAUGGGCCCGAAACAAGUGAGCCCUUUCCGGAAUUUCCGGGUUUGACAGACAUGACCCUGAGCCAUGUCACUCAUAAAUUGGCAUUUACGUUCCGAAAGCUUCUAUUUCCCAGCCAUAUCAGUGUCACGGAGAAAGAACAGAUGAUCAAAAGCUUGAGCCUUGAAUUUGAGUCGCUCUACUUUCAGAAGUGUGACACAAACGUUCCCAUUCAGUGGUUUCUCUCAAUGACUGGACGAUUAUUAAUACUCAAGAUGUGGCUAUCACUGAGAUAUCCGCUUCGAGCUCGAGAUCAACCAAUAUACGCGAAUGUGACGCAAGAUCAGACUCUUCGCACGGCGGUCUCGAUCCUCGAAAUUAUGAUGAACCUAUACGAGAACAAUCCGAAGAGCUCCUAUUUCAAGUGGGUCGGAAGAACAUGGGUGCAGUGGCAUCCACUGGCCGCUAUAUUGACCGAACUUUGCAUUCAAACAGAAGGACCGUUAGUAGACAGAGCAUGGGCUGUGGUGGAAAGUAUUUGGAAUAAGUAUGGGGAACGAGUUGCCGAUACCGAGGGAAAAAUAUUGUGGAAACCGAUCAAGAGGCUGCUGAAGAAGGCACAAGCUGCAUACCAAGAAGCGGCAACCAAGAGAGAGGUCCAAAUCGGAGACAUAGCCGCUCAGGGUGUUGCACAGCCUCUUCCGGGCCCUGUGUUUGAUCUUAGUCAAAUGGCGAUCAAUGAAUACAACUCAUCACUGCUGUUUGACAGCUGCGCUCCGGUUGAUCCACAGGUGCCUCCAGGGUACAACUUUGAUACACCUUACAACAUGAUUCCAAUUCCGCAGAACUCCAUCAAUACGGACUAUGGAGAUCAAAUCAACUGGGCAGAUUGGCAGCAAUUUCUGAUGUAUUCUGAAGCCUCAGAUUCGAUAGAGGAAAAUGAAUUUGAAGCAUGGCCACUUGCUUUUGAUGCUCCUUGA
Molecule: messenger RNA, 2208 nt
Organism: Venustampulla echinocandica
Lineage: Eukaryota; Fungi; Ascomycota; Leotiomycetes; Helotiales; Pleuroascaceae
Exons: 1
Coding region: 1-2208 (735 amino acids)
Biological process (GO): DNA-templated transcription; regulation of DNA-templated transcription
Molecular function (GO): DNA binding; zinc ion binding; DNA-binding transcription factor activity, RNA polymerase II-specific
Source: RefSeq, a predicted model, not a curated record